AUGCAGGAUGUGCUUUGGGAGGUGGUGCCGGAAGCUGGUGUGGUUGCCUCAGCCGGAGUGGUGGGCGGUUCCUUGCUCAAGUUGCUUGACACAUUUGGUGCGGCUGCAGCCGGUGUGUCCGGAGUUGCCGUUGGCGCCGUGUCGGCGACUGUUGGUGCCUUGGCGGCCAAGACCUUCACGGAUCGCCAUGACCGAUUAGCAGUCGAGAAGCGCUUGAUGGAUGUGAAACGACACGCACCGCAGAGCAGCCCGCUGUCCCUACAACCCCUGCUUGCCAUCCGGCAAAUGUUGGAAGCCAUGGAUUGGUGUCUGGCGCAUGAAGAAGAGCACUGGAGUCGGCAUGGUGCAGCAUCACUGGCGAUGAAUUGUUUUUCUGGAGGCAGAGGCCUGGACAACAUCCCCAAGGAUUGCAAGCCGGACAAGGAUUAUCGCAGACAUUUGAAAAAAAUCCGCAGUUUGUGCUCACCUUCGCCAUUGCGCGGCCAGGGUGGACGCGUCAAAAAUACUAAAACUGAGAAGCGCGGAAAAACAACCCGCGAUGCUGGAGUAAUUUCAGGAUUAUCUGUGCCAGGAAGCAGCGAAGCGUAUGAGCGGCUCUUCAAUCCUCAGUGGGGCACUGUCCGCAGCAAGCAAGGAGUUUGCGCGGCACUUGCAUAUUUGGUCACCCAGUUCAUGGAGCUACGACAUUGUCCGACAGGGAGCCUCCUUGAUGGCGAUCGAAGGUCUCUGAGGCUAGCAGUAGCUGCCCUUGCUCGGCAUCACGUAUUCGAUGAGGACGAGAAGGCUUCACACGCAUUGAAGUUCACACGUCUUUUGCAUCCCACUCUUGCCAAUGCAGAGCAAGAUGAAAUUGACGACGAGGAGCACAAGCGAUGGAAGAAUAAUCCCGAUCAGGAGCAAGAGUUCCGUUCUGCAGCAUUGGCAUUGAUUUGUUUGUUGGAUGCUGCGCUCGCUUGGCGGCCGUCUGAUCCGCUUGGGUGGAUGGGCCAGGCUGAGGAUGCCGAGGGCGCAGUGCUGGCACGGGAGAAAGGUGUCUGCAGCUUUGCGACGUUCGCCUGCAAGGUUCGACGCUGCUUGAAAAAGGCCAGCGGCGGCUGCCCGAUUACUUGGCGUCGUCUGGAUGUGCACCUGGAUGCCGUCAGGACCAGAGCCCUUCCGGAACCCUGGCCUUGGAUUUGGGUCCUGAAUGAGGAGGCAUCAAUGCUGGUACGUAACCGGACAAAAGUGCCGCUUCGUGUUGAGCUUCAUCGCCCAAAGGCUGCGCAAGCGUUUCCACUGGCAGAUCUACCGCUGAUGAAGCCAAUACUACAAUGGUUUCACGGAAAAGUUAGGCCAGUCCUCACAGCUGAUGUCAAGCCAGGAAUUGAAUGGGCCCUGCGGCCAGAGUCGGCUGAGGGCCGGGAGUUCAAAGUGAAGUUGCUGACAACAGCCGGUGUGCUGGUUUGUACAAAGCCCCUUCGCCGUGGGCAGUCCUUUGAUUUCCAUGUGCCCGUUCCACCACCGCCGGCUCAGUUGAGAGCAGCUGCAUUGGCAUGUCAGCGAGAGAGCUUUAUUGAAGCUGGAACAGUCAAGGGACGACUGAAGGCCACGGAUGAGGCAGCCAAGGCUUUCGGUAGGAGGGAGCACGAUGAUGAUGGUUCUGUCUGCUCAACGGCAGCGCCGUCGUUUUCUUCGGGACGUCUCAGCUUGGCCAGCACCGCAUCCGCCAGCUCAGCUGGUGCCUUAGGUGCCAAGACGCGAGGGAAGACGGAAAUGCAAGCUAAGCUGGAAGACAGAAGGCGAAAGAUUGAAGGGCUCCCGACGGUCCUUUCUUCCGCAGAGGAUGACACACUGGAUGCAGCACCGCAACAAGAAGGCAACUCCGACCGAGCAGCAGGGGAGCAAGAACCAGGCACUCUAGCACAACCUGUCGCAGGCCUUCUUUCGGCCGUGGAGGGUUUUCGCACGUGCUUAUGUCCGCGCUGCUUGCAUGCGAUGCCACUUCGACGCCAUCGACCGAGGGCGGCAAUCUACGUGGGCGGGGUGAGCUGUGACCGCUGCAAGCGGGAAUUGCUCGGCCAGGCAGAAGCAGAGGAGGUUGAACUCGAGCCCCAAGAUGCUUUUUGUCAUUGCAACCGUUGCUGGUUCGAUCUGUGUAGACGGUGCGCCUACAAGGAGAUGCAAGAUGUGUGGUGGGGGGAGGAGUGA
Molecule: messenger RNA, 2187 nt
Organism: Symbiodinium pilosum
Lineage: Eukaryota; Dinophyceae; Suessiales; Symbiodiniaceae
Source: the annotation of a GenBank genome assembly